Molecule: messenger RNA, 1074 nt
Organism: Symphalangus syndactylus (siamang)
Lineage: Eukaryota; Metazoa; Chordata; Mammalia; Primates; Hylobatidae
Gene: DBI
Product: diazepam binding inhibitor, acyl-CoA binding protein
Biological process (GO): fatty acid metabolic process
Cellular component (GO): mitochondrion
Molecular function (GO): fatty-acyl-CoA binding
Source: RefSeq, a predicted model, not a curated record
GAUGGGGGAAGGGGUUGCACGGAUUGGAGGAGCGAGGAGACUCAGUCCCCAUCUCGAAGCACAGGGCAGGACGUCGCGGCGGAGUGGGGAAGCGAGGAGGCCGUGGCCGGGAGCUUGGAGGUCAUGGGAAGUACGGGGCCGGGUGCUCAGAGUGAGGGACGAGGAGAAUCGCGGCCCGGGGAGAGGUGACCUAGGGGCCGCCCCCUUCCCUCCAGUGUAGACCCUUGUCUGAGACCGAGCUAUGUGGGGCGACCCCUGGCUCCUCCCGCCUGCCUCUGCCAAUCCGGGCACUGGGACAGAGGUCGGUGUUGAACGCCCGGGCCCCAGGGGGAGGGAGGGGACCAACGGGCUUCGGCGCUGACACCGCGGCACUCAUGCCCUGUCCCCUUUCAGCUGUUUCCAGCAUACUGUUCCCUCUCUGUCCCCAGGCCAGGGCUUCGCUGAAGCCCCAGCCACUCCCUAGUGCCUGGCCCGGUGGUGGCCAAGCAGUUGGCCUCGCUGCUUCUCCCGCAGAGUGGACGCCCACUGCGGGCGAAGGCUUGGCCUGCCCUCUUCACUGCUGUAUUUCCAGACCUGAUGCCUGCGUUUGCUGAGUUUGAGAAAGCUGCAGAGGAGGUUAGGCACCUUAAGACCAAGCCAGCGGAUGAUGAGAUGCUGUUCAUCUAUGGCCGCUACAAACAAGCAACUGUGGGCGACAUAAAUACAGAACGGCCCGGGAUGUUGGACUUCACAGGCAAGGCCAAGUGGGAUGCCUGGAAUGAGCUGAAAGGGACUACCAAGGAAGAUGCCAUGAAAGCUUACAUCAACAAAGUAGAAGAGCUAAAGAAAAAAUACGGGAUAUGAGAGACUGGAUUUGGUUACUGUGCCAUGUGUUUAUCCUAAACUGAGACAAUGCUUUGUUUUUCUAAUACUGUGGAUGGUGGGAAUUCGGGAAAAUAACGAGUUAACCCAGUUACUCAAGGCUGCUCACCAUACGGCUCUAACAGAUUCGGGGCUAAAAUGAUUACUGACCUUCCUUGAGUAGUUUUUAUCUGAAAUCAAUUAAAAGUGUAUUUGUAACUUUAAAUAACUUUA